GCGUGGGGCGGGUUCGCUUACCUCGUCCGGGAAUGGCGGAUGCUUCAGCUGACCGUGUCUUUGCUGUGUCUGGCCUUCUUGCCUACUCUGUGGUUCAUGGACGAGUCGCCUCGGUGGCUGGCCGUGAGGGGGCAGCACCGGCGCGCCCUCCGAGUGCUGCAGAGGGCCGCCAGGUGGAACGGGGUCGCCCUCCCCCCCGAGGACGAGCUUCUGCUCCUGCUCAAGGACGGAGUCAAGGACGAGGCAAUGGUACGCCCGCACCAAGACGCCCGCGCCCACACCGCGAGAGGCUGGUUCAGAAGGCGUUUGGAUGAAGCAUUUAUUCUUUUCAGAACCCCCGCCUUCGCACCAUCACCCUCAGCCUGUACACCAACUACCUACUGGUGGGUGCUGUGUACUUCGGCUCUCGCUCAGCGGCGGCGACCUGAGCUCCGACCCGUUCCUGUACAUGGUGCUGACGGGGGUCGUGGAGCUGCCGGCCUACACGCUGGUCAUCCCCUGGUGGCUCGCUACGGCAGGAGGGCUCCCGUUGUCGCCUUCUUCUUCAUGGGCGCCGUGGCUCUUCUCGCUCUGCCCUUCGUGCCCACGGGUAGUGGGGAAUCGAUGACCUUAGCGCUUAUGGGGAAGAUGAGUAUCGCUUCGGCCUUCCAGAUCCUCGACUUUUACUCCUCAGAGCUCUUUCCCACCGAGGUUAGGACGAGGGGCAUGAGCACAGCCCUUGUCAUGUCAAGGGUGGGGUCUACUUGUUCGCCUUUCAUCACGGACUACUUGGGCCCCUUGUACCCGUGGGCGCCGUCAGCAGUGUUCGGGGCGGCGUCGGUGCUC
Penaeus vannamei (Pacific white shrimp) is the source of this 825-nucleotide messenger RNA. The record is from RefSeq and is a predicted model, not a curated record. Lineage: Eukaryota; Metazoa; Arthropoda; Malacostraca; Decapoda; Penaeidae.